Ustilago hordei is the source of this 510-nucleotide messenger RNA. RefSeq lists its product as uncharacterized. The coding region runs from base 1 to 510 and encodes 169 amino acids. The record is from RefSeq and is a predicted model, not a curated record. Lineage: Eukaryota; Fungi; Basidiomycota; Ustilaginomycetes; Ustilaginales; Ustilaginaceae. The transcript has a single exon.
AUGAUGGCAGGAGAAGGAGAUCACCAAGCUGGUGAGAUGGCCAAGAAGACAAAAGGAGGAAGGAAAGGAAAGGUAGUCCAACAAGUACAGAUUGACGAUGAGGCCACUGAUGGUAACGAAACCAAGUUCAAUGAAGCAGAAGAAGGGUCAGACUCCGACGAUGACAAUGAAUGGUAUGACUACCACACCUUAGCCAAGAUCAUGGAGGCAGUCCCCAAACUCAUGUCGCAGAACUACUAUAGCUGGAGCACCCUCAUCAAGGCCACUCUCAGAGUUAUUCCCCAUGCCAUACAGCACUUGGAAGGCAUGUAUGAUAACAACCAUCCAAAAUGGAACAGAAACUUUGACGACGCUUUAGCGGGUGUGCUAUGUAGCACUUUAGACGCUGAAGGAGAGCACAACAUCCUCUACUUAUUGCUUGACAUUAGUAAAGCAUAUUUGACUUUCCACCAAACCUGGAAGAAAAUCGAAAACAGCCUGACCAGUGAAGCUACUAGGAUCUCACAAUGA